AAAAAAAAAAAAAAAAAAUUCUAUUUUUAUUUAGAUCACGAAAAUUUUGAAGUCUAAUCUGAUGGCAUAAUAAAUCUGUUUCAUAGCAAAGACGAUACAAAGGCAGAACUAUAAGCUUUUGGGCAGUUCUCAGCCAAAUUAGAGUAUGACGCAGAUAACGUUCAUCUCCACCACUACCAUCCGACCCACAAAUCAUGCUGCUGAUGAAAAUGAGUUAACUCAGAGUCAAAGAAUCGAUUUAACUCCAUGGGAUCUGCAACUUCUCCUUGUAGAUCCAAUCCAAAAGGGUCUUCUCUUUCACAAACCCAACUCUCUCUGCAGCGACAAGCAGUUUACAACCAACAGUUCGACUUUGAUCGACCACCUUAGAGCCACCUUCUCCACUGCGUUGGAUAUAUUCUACCCUCUAGCAGGCCGUCUUGCUCUUGUCCAAAACGACGUCGAUCAGAGUCAGACCUCCUCGUUUUUCCUUGACUGUAAUGGUGAAGGAGCAGAGUUUAUCCAUGCCGUUGUUGAUGGUGUCACGGUGGCUGAUAUUCUCGAAUCCAUCAAUAUUCCAGACGACAUCGUUUACUCUUUCUUUCCCAUGAACGGAACUGUGAACUACGAUGGGAUUUCCAAACCUUUGCUUGCAGUUCAAGUGACAGAGCUAGUCGAUGGUAUUUUCAUCGGUUGCACAAUCAACCACACCGCCGCAGAUGGUUCAUCCUUCUGGCAUUUCUUCAACACUUGGUCCCAGAUCUCUCGCCGCCGCGGCGAUGGAGGCGAACUUUCACGACCUCCUCCGGUUUUCAGCCGUCGGUUUCUAGACGGAAUCAUUAAUCUCCCAAUCCGAAUCCCUUCUUCCCAACUCGAAGUCAACGAGAGAAUUAAUCCACCAUUGCAGCAGAGAAUGUUCCAUUUCCCGAAAAAGACAAUUGCAGAGCUGAAAGCAAAAGCCAACUCGGAGAUGAACACCGAUAAGAUCUCGUCUCUUCAAGCACUUUUGGCUCAUCUCUGGGUAUCAGUAACCCGAAACCGAAAUCUGCACUCAGAUGAAGAGGUUACUUAUAUGAUUAUUGUGGGCACGAGAGGGAGAGUGGAGCCGAAAUUGGCAGAUGAAUAUAUGGGAAAUUCGGUACUGUUCGGGCUUGUGAAGAGCAAAGCAGGGGAGCUAGCAAAGAAUGGAAUAGGAUGGGCUGCCUGGAAGAUGAACAGGGUGAUUGCUUUGCAGACAUCAGAGGAAGUGAGGAAGUUCUUGGUAGAUUGGGAAAAAUGUCCGAAGCUACCCAGAGUUGGGGAGCGGAUAGACAAUACAAAAUGUGUCACAGGGAGCUCACCGAGGUUCAAUGUGUUUGGCAAUGAUUUCGGUUGGGGAAAACCCAUUGCUGUGCGAAGUGGUCCCGGAAACAAGUCUGAUGGGAAGCUGACUGUGUUUCCGGGAGCUGAGGAAGGCGGUAUAGAUGUUGAAGCUUGCCUUUCGCCGGAGACAUUACAAGCUUUGGCCGGAGAUACAGAGUUCGUGAAAACUCUGGCCCCGUGAACUUCCAUAUUAGUAUGCUAUAAAUCGUAAUUGAUUUGAGUCAAUAGUUAGUCUGGUUGUUGGUAUUGUUGCCCAUUUUCCCAUGUCCAUUUAUUUCUAUUGAAUCUGACACUUGAAAGGUGUGCUUACAAGCGCUUGAAUAUUAAAUGAUGCCCAGAGGGGAAAAAAAAAGGAAAAAAAAAUUUACUUACUUCUA
This is a messenger RNA of Ziziphus jujuba (common jujube), 1718 nucleotides long. RefSeq lists its product as uncharacterized. The coding region runs from base 146 to 1522 and encodes 458 amino acids. The record is from RefSeq and is a predicted model, not a curated record. NCBI's taxonomy places the organism in Eukaryota, Viridiplantae, Streptophyta, Magnoliopsida, Rosales, Rhamnaceae. The transcript has a single exon.